Messenger RNA from Acaulospora morrowiae, 201 nucleotides. Lineage: Eukaryota; Fungi; Glomeromycota; Glomeromycetes; Diversisporales; Acaulosporaceae. The record is from the annotation of a GenBank genome assembly.
AUGACCGAAGAAACUCAACCAACUAAAUCACGCAAGCCCGGAGGGUCUUCUAUCAAGCAGCAAAAGCUAUGGGCAUGCCAACCAAUAAUAACUCCAAAAACAGUUUUUCCUCUGUUUUUCGGAAUUGCCAUAAUCUUCACUCCUUUGGGUGGACUUUUACUUUAUUAUAGUGAAACGGUUAAUGCUCUUAUCUAUGUUAUA